Schistosoma spindalis is the source of this 3107-nucleotide messenger RNA. NCBI's taxonomy places the organism in Eukaryota, Metazoa, Platyhelminthes, Trematoda, Strigeidida, Schistosomatidae. The record is from the annotation of a GenBank genome assembly.
GGGAGAAGUUCCCUCCGUUCGGACUAAUAUUUCAAGGAACAAAUAGAUUACCGACCCUUUCUUAUAGAGUGAGGAUUGAAUGUCACAUAGUUUAAGACGUUGCGUUACUACGCAUGACUUUGAGUAUUUCUUCAAGAAAUAUGAGUUUAUGGUCUUCGUUGGAAGAAGCAUACGAUAAUUUAGGUCUUUCAGAAAGUGAUGGGGAAUGUAACAACUCUACCAAGUUAUAUAUGCAAAAAUUUCAGAGCAAAGUCGAUUUUUCAAUGAAAAAUGAAAGGAAGUUAAAAGAUAAAAGCGACAAGGCAACGACUGAUCAUGCUCUAGACAGAAGAUCGUGCUCCAUACUAUUCAAAAUGAUGAAUCAGGAAAUAUUUAGUGAAGUCAAUGGGUGUAUUAGUACAGGGAAAGAAGCAAACAUAUAUCAUGUAAAAAAUAAAGAGAACGUGGAUUUCGCUAUCAAAGUUUAUAUGACAUCAAUAAUGCCAUUUAAAUCUCGCGAUAAAUACGUAAACGGUGAUUUUAGAAUGCGUCAUGGUUACUCAAAGUCAACAUCUUGGAAGCUUGUAUGUAAAUGGAGUGAAAAAGAAUAUCGUAAUUUACUCCGAAUAAAUCAAUCGGGUUUAAUAAGUGCCCCCAAACCUCUACGUUUGAAAGGCGUCGUUCUAUUGAUGACGUUUGUUGGGAAGGAUGGUAUUCCCGCUCCAAAGUUAAAGGAUGUUUGUUUUCAAGAAAGCGAUUGCAAAGAUGCUCCCGAUUGGGCUGACUUGUACUUUCAAGUUGUUCAUGAUAUACGAACCUUGUUUCAGAAGUGCCGCUUAGUCCACGCCGACCUAAGCGAAUACAACUUACUAUAUCUUGAUGGAAGAGUUUGGAUGAUUGAUGUUUCCCAGGCUGUGGAACAUGAAUCGCCUCAAGCUCUUGAAUAUUUAAGAACUGAUUGUCACAAUAUAAAUAUAUUUUUUCGCAAACAAGGUGUCUCAACUUUAACAUUACGAGAACUUUUCGAAUGGGUAGUGAAUCCCUCAUUGCCUGCACCCGAUGACCCAUCAUCUAGAGAGUGCUUAAUGUCUUUACUUCGAGAAGCUUCAAUUCGUGGAUUAAAUGAAACAAUUGAAAAAGAGGAUGAAGCCUUUCGAUAUGUACAUAUUCCUCGAAAUUUAUCAGUAUCUUAUCCAUUUGUGAGAGAUUUCCUUAAAAUACAACGUGGACAAUUAUCACAUUCUGAUAUUUACUAUGCAGCUAUAACUGGACUGAAACCAGAUUUAACAGGCAUUUUAACACAACCUCAAGUGAUAAAAGAAAACAAUGAAUGUGAAUCGGACAAUGAAUCAAUUACAGACAAAGCUUCAAUCACUUCAGAAAUUUCUUCUGAAUCUAUUAGCGAAGAUGUAACUAAAGCAAAGACUAAUGCACGACCUCGAAAUGAAUCUCCAGAAAGUCGUAAAAAUAGAAAAAAGGCAAUCAAGCAAGAACAAGCUGAAAAGCGAAAACAUAAAAUUCCUAAGUAUGUUAAAAGACGUAAAAUAAAAAAGUAAAAACUUUGAAAUUGAUUGGUGUUUUGCUGACGAAUUGUUGUUAGAUUAUAAAUAUUAAUAUCCAAAUAACUGUAUUGCACCGUAGCGAAAACGUUCUGCUUAGACUAACUACACAACUUAAAUAACGACAUGUUUAAUAAUUAGUAUUCUUAAGAUUGGAACGCAAUGUAGUAUGGCGACUCGAACUGACGUACGUAAUUACGAAGUUCCACGUUGUUACUGACUGACUGAGGUUGGAACACCUACUAUAUAAUAUCACUAAAAGUUCAGACAGUAUUUAAUAUAUAUAAAACUAGAGUAACUUGAAAUGUUUCAAGGAACAUGGCGAAGGAAUAACUUACUUUAAACAGUGGAAACCUCUAUUUAAAUGUAAGGGGUGAUAGCUGGCAAGGUCUGGUAUAUGUAAGCCCAUAUCACAGCAAUAUUCGCACUGUUGGAGCGUCCUUAUUGACAGAAUAAGCUUACAGUCACAUUUUUGUUAGGAAUUAUCUACAUGAACAUCAUAAUAGCAUUAGUUUUUCAACAUGAACUGAUAUUAGUUGGAGGACCUUCAGAAGUUCAGCAGGCAUUGUUUCUCCGAAAUCCAAAAAAUCCUUAGGACUAAGCACACAGAAAGUAUUGAUUGUGUAGGAAAACUAAAAAGCUUACUCAAAUACUUAAGCGAAUCAGUUAGUAGUGAACCCAUGUACUACAGUUCUGAGAAUACUAGGUGUUGUACAGCAGUGAUCUAGAUACCUAACAUUUAUUCAAUAGAGCUUGUACAAUUGAAUCUCGCCUCAGUAACGAGGAUUUAUGCGGUAGGCAUAUUUAUUUCCAAUAAUUAUUAACUAUGAGGACGAAUUUGCAUUUGGUCUCAUAGGUGUAUCCUUUUACUUAAAUAAUUAUCCCAGGUUUUAGGACACGAAAAUAAAGCUUUGCAAGUUAACGAUUUAUAGUCGCCAAAUUCGCACUUUUUAGAAUUUACAUAGUUAUAGAAGUCUAUUUCCAACUUUGUAUAUCGUUGUCUUUACAUACCGGAAGAGAAUUGUUAAAAUAAAAGCAAUGAUACUUUUGAAGUAAAUUAAUUUGUACAAAGUAUAUCAUAUGUUCAGGCUGUUCCCGUCACAGCUACUUGGUUAUUAUCGUCAUCGUCAUCAUCAUCAUCCAAGUCUAUAUCACCAAUGUCAACAAAUAAAUGUUCGUCAAUCUCUACCACUUCACCACCAUUCGUUUCCAAAAAGGUCAAAUCUGAAUCGUCAUAAUGAUUAUCUUUCAAAAAUAGCUCACGUCCAGUUAGUCGUUUAACAGAAUUUUGAUCUUCAGAUAUUGUUUUCUCUUUUAAUAAUUCCAUUUCUGCAAGAAAUUUUGUAUUCCAUUCUAAAAAUGAUUCUACUGUAACUCUAUCACCACGAAAUUUUGCUUCUUCUUCUAAUUGUAUAGCUUUACGUUUUUCUUUAGCUUCAUUACGCUGACGAAUUAAAAUUUUUGUACAGAUACUAUCUAAUUUUUGUUGAACUUCUGUUAAUAUAUCAAAUAACAUUAUAAAUCCUAGAGAUCGUUCAAUUACUUCAUUGAUUAUAAUAUUUAUAUCAG